AUAGUGAAGUCAUACUUUUUAUUUAUAUUAGACGUGCUCAAAGGAAUUACAUAGUGUUCAAAAAUAAAUGUUUUACAUGAACAAGUACUUAAUAAACGUGAUUUUUAUUACACUACUUUCGCUUUUUAAAGUGAGUUAUUCGAAUAAAUGCGCUGAUGGUUGGCUAGGUUACAACUCAUAUUGCUAUUUAUUCCACACUGUAACACCAAACUUACAAGGAAAAACUUGGAAAACUGCACUUUUUUUAUGUCAAAGUUAUGGAGGAAAUUUAUUAAGCAUAGCAGAUCAAGCGGAAAAUGCAUUUCUUAUAAAAAAUUUUAAGAACAAUAUAACUAAAUAUUGGAUUGGUCUGAAUGCGCUUCAAAACAAUCGAACGUUUACGUGGUCUGACAACACAACUUCACUGUUUUCUAACUGGAAACCGGAUGAACCCAAUAAUUUUCAAGAUAGUAACGAGGAGUGUGUAGAAACAACUAUUAAUGGAUGGAAUGAUAACAACUGCAAUAGAUUUUUUGGUUAUAUUUGUAAAGUAAAGAGAGAUAAAUUGCAACCGAAUACCAAUCUUGCAACAGACUAUAUCAACCAUAAAGAAGAGUUUGCAAUUACUCAUGAGUUCUUUGUUGGUAAUAUAAUCACACCAUUAGUUAAGGGGAAGGUUGUUGCUAUAAUACCAAAACUAGCUAAAGAAUUUUUAAUUUCAUUUGAUGUUUAUCCUAAUAACUUUGCUAAAAGUUUUCAGAGCGUUAUUCAUUUUAUUAUGGAUGGUCAAGAUAGUAAAACUGGUGUUCCUGGCAUCUGGCUUAAUGAAGAUGGUAAAGGAGGGCUCUACAUUUCAGCCUUAAUCAAUGGAAACCUCUACUCAUCCUUUAUCACAAAUCCUAUUCAGUUAGCUGCGUGGACAAACGUUGAAAUAUAUCAAACUUCAAAAGGAUCAUUUUAUCAAUUUACAAUUAAAAUUAAUGGAGAAAUUAUUGUUUAUGAUAUUGUUAAAGAAAUUGAAAAUUUAGAAAAUGUUAUUGUGUAUGCUUCUAAUCCAUGGUCAGUUCAAAAUGGUUCAAUAAAAAGUUUUUUUAUUGUCAAUGGUAAUGAUAGUAGAAUAGAGCAUAUUGUUCUCCAACCUAACACUUCAAGUAAAACAGAUAUAAAAAUGCAAUCCAUUGGCAAUCUUAAAUCAGACAAAUCAUUGGUUAUCAUUGCUACUGUUAUAUUUUUGGUCAUUGUUUUUUUUGUUGCUGUUUUUAUUGUUGUGUUCAGAAUUCUUAGGAAAAAAAAGAAAUCUGAACAACCAAAGACGAUAGAGUCCGAUAUGGAUUGUGAUACUCUACCAUUUGAUGAAUGGGAGGUUUUACCUGAAAAUAUAGUUUUAGAUAAACAAAUUGGUGAAGGGGCUUUUGGUACUGUAUUUAUUGCAAAAAUGAACUCAAAAGUUCUUACUAAAAGAAAAAGUGAUAAAUAUGAAUUUUUAUCUAAUACUAAAGAAGAAUCUUUUGUUAAUGUUGCUGUGAAACUGCUUAAAGAUUGCCCAGACCAAUCAGAGUUUAAUGAUUUUUAUGAAGAAAUAAACCUGAUGAAAGAAAUUGGAUAUCAUAAGAAUAUUAUUAAUAUGAUUGGAUGCUCAACAAAUAAGAAACCGUUAUGUUUAAUUGUUGAGUUAAUGGAAAAUGGAGACUUGUUAAGUUUUCUGAGAAAGAGACGCACUAAACUUUGCGCAUCAAAGGUUGAAGGAGAGACUGCCGGAAGCUUGAAAUAUACACAAAGCUAUCAACAAUUUCUCGAGACGACAACAAAUGAGAACUUAUCAUCAGGAGUUAUGUCAAAAGAAUUUCUUUCAGAUGAAAUUAUAACACCAGAAGAUUUACUAAGUAUUGCCUGGCAAGUGGCAUCAGGAAUGGAAUAUCUUUCAUGCAUCAAUCUCGUACACCGUGAUCUCGCUGCAAGAAAUGUUUUGGUUGGUUCAAAAAAAAUUGUCAAAAUUUCUGAUUUUGGUCUAACACGUAAGGUCAAUGAUAAUUUACAGUACAUGAGUAGCAAAAAUCGUCGUUUACCGAUCAAGUGGAUGGCCGUGGAAGCCAUAUUCGACCAAACGUUCACUACAUACAGUGAUGUGUGGGCGUAUGGUGUUGUUUUAUUUGAAAUUGUUACACUAGGUGGUACCCCCUAUCCAACAAUAAAUAAUCGUGAACUUCUAACUCUUUUAAAGUCUGGCUACAGAAUGGAUCAACCAGAAAACUGUUCUGAGUUAAUGUACAAUAUAAUGUUGCAAUGUUGGAAUGAAGAUCCAUUAAAACGACCUACUUUUACCGAGUUACGUGAACAUUUUGAUAAAAUUAUAUCUGAAGGUGAUUGUUAUUUUAACUUUGAAUUGAACGAAAAUAAUAUCUACUAUACAGCUGCGUCCUUUAACAGUUUCUCGUCUAAAACAGAAAAUGAAGAACUCGAAAAUGAAAUUUUCCAAAAACCUAUUCACGUUCAAUCAAUAAAAAAAAUUAAAGAACUAAACGAUAAACCGUUAAACAUAAGAUACACUUAUCCCGAUUCCUUGAAACCUGCGCUCCUAGGUUUUAGUAAUUAUGCCUUUAAUGAUGUAAUAUCAGAAAUUUAAUGAUGUAAUUCAUUAUUAUUUUAUUUAAAAAUUAUACAUGUACUUAAGAAUAA
Hydra vulgaris (swiftwater hydra) is the source of this 2655-nucleotide messenger RNA. The record is from RefSeq and is a predicted model, not a curated record. NCBI's taxonomy places the organism in Eukaryota, Metazoa, Cnidaria, Hydrozoa, Anthoathecata, Hydridae.